This is a messenger RNA of Drosophila takahashii, 525 nucleotides long. It is a transcript of the gene Dpy-30L1, whose product is annotated as Dpy-30-like 1. Lineage: Eukaryota; Metazoa; Arthropoda; Insecta; Diptera; Drosophilidae. The record is from RefSeq and is a predicted model, not a curated record. Gene Ontology annotation, cellular component: Set1C/COMPASS complex.
UGCAGUUGGCAACCCUGCAAGCCGAGAAUGUAAAUUUUGAUCGAAUCGAAUUGGUUUGGACUGCCUGCUCCAAAGACGCCCGCUGAAAAAUUGAGAUUUACUAAAACCCCGGAUAGCCAUUGCCAUGGAGGCCAAGAGCGACGCCCCCAUCUCGCCGGCGCCCACACCGAACCCGCCGGCAGAGGCCGCCAAGGAGCAGAAUUGCAGCAAUAACGCGCAGAGCAACGAGGCCAAGUCCGAAGUUGGCGGCCAGUCCACCAAUCCAGUGGCGCAGCAACAGCAGCAGCAGCAGACGGCGGCCAAGAAGCCCAACGGGGAGACCAGCUCCAUGCCCACGCGACAGUACCUCGACCAGACGGUGGCCCCCGUCCUGCUCCACGGACUGCAGGCGCUGGCCCGCGAACGGCCGGCGGAUCCCAUCCAGUUCCUGGCCUCCUACCUGCUGAAGCACAGCAACGGGUGCGACGAGAACAACGCCGCUGCGGUGGACAACAGCUCUUAAGCAUCCCAAUCCCCCCUCCUUUC